This is a messenger RNA of Mus musculus (house mouse), 3026 nucleotides long. It is a transcript of the gene Sp100, whose product is annotated as nuclear antigen Sp100. Gene Ontology annotation, cellular component: nucleus; nuclear body; PML body. Gene Ontology annotation, molecular function: DNA binding. The transcript has 22 exons. Bases 140 to 2146 code for a protein of 668 amino acids. Lineage: Eukaryota; Metazoa; Chordata; Mammalia; Rodentia; Muridae. The record is from RefSeq and is a predicted model, not a curated record.
AGGGCGGAGCCCUCUCUGGUUUCUUAGUGCUUGGGCUCACUUCCUGCUCUCAGAUGUGGCCCAAGGCAAACACACAGAAGCCUGUGCAGAUACCAAGGGAUCAGAGCUCACUGUCCCAGGCCCCAGGCAGCUGUGGAAGAUGGAAGGGAGCGACGGCAGCCCCAGGAUGUCCACUGAACAGGAGAACACAGAGAUGCAUCUCAUUGAAUGUAUGUUAAAGCACUUCAAGACACAGAAAGUGGCCAUUUCUAAUGCGAUAAGAAGUACAUUUCCUUUUCUUGAGAGCCUCCGAGACCAUGAAUUCAUCACUGGUAAAAUGUAUGAAGAUUUGCUAGAUUCCUGUAGAUCGCUGGUCCCUGUGGACAAAGUGAUCUACAGAGCCCUGGAGGAACUGGAGAAGAAAUUUGACAUGACGGUACUGUGCGAAUUGUUCAAUGAGGUCAACAUGGAGAAGUACCCCGAUUUGAAUCUCAUUCGUAGAAGCUUUGGAUGUGUGUUUCCCAAUGAAUUGUGUUUCCAAGGAAUUGAUGGAGGGAACCCAAACUCCCAGCUAAGUCUUGAACAAGGACCUGGUGCCAGCUAUUCUCAAGGAAGCCCGAAUGGGUCAUCCUUAGAUCUCUCCGCAUCUGAAGGCUGGAGAAGUAAUGAUAGAAGAAAUUCCAACCUCAUGCAGGCAAACCAAACUGAGAAUCAUCAGCUUGCCGAAUCACCAGGUCACCUUGAUUCCUGUGAACUCCAAGUCCAACUGAAUAACAGAGAUGCUACCCCAGAGUCUUGCAGCCUAUUGCCUCAGAAUGAAGAAAGAGCUGUGCAACUCAACUAUGAACUCCAGAUUAAUCCCUGUUUUGUGCAACUGGUAGAUGUAAAGAAGGAAAAUUCAUCAUUUUCCUUGGCUGGUAACCAACAAACCCGAGCAAGGACCAACCAAAAUGAGGACUCUGAGAUAAUAGAACUCAGCAGUGGGGAUUCUGAUAAUGGAGAGAACUUCUCAGAAGCUACAACCACAGUCCCCUCCCAGCCAGCACCUGCAUAUUCCAGAAAACCUCCAACACUGAGAAGAGACAGAGGAGGAGAUACUUCUGACACUGAGAGCUCUAUCAUCAUUAGAAGACGGAAAAGGACAGGACGGAAAAAGAGAGAGAGACUUGGAAGCUACUUAAUACGGAACAUCAAAAUCCCAAUGAAACCAAGCUGGAAAACAGCUUUCCUAGCAAGAAGUGCCAAUCCUUCUUCACAACGACGCAGAAAAAGAGGUCCGAGAAUCCCCAGAGAAGAAAAUGCGGAUUUUGGAGGAGCUGAGCUUCCUGUGGUAUGUGGCAACGCUCAGGGCUUCCUGGAUAAGGAGAAAUUUAAGCAAGGCAUCUAUGUGAGGAGUAUACGGGGCAAGACAGGGCGGUUAUUCACUCCCAUGGACUUUGAAAUCGAAGGAAACUGUGAAAAAGCCAAGAACUGGCGGCAAAGCAUCCGCUGCAAGGGAUGGACCCUGAGAGAACUGAUACAGAAAGGAGUACUACAAGACCCACCAAGGAAAAAGGAAACUCCACGAAACCCAAGGCAAACAAGGAGACAGCGAGGAAAUCCAAAAGCAUGUAAAGUAUGCGGCCAGCCACGGAAAGUGCACCCUUGUACUGCUUGUAAAGAAUUCUAUCAUAAGAAUUGCCACAUCCCACCUGUGGAAGAUAAGAGUAGAUCAUGGCAUUGUGCCUUCUGCAAGAGAAAGAAUCAGUUAAGGGGCCAAAAAACCCAAGCAUGUCAUAAGGAAGCUGAGGUCCUGAAGAGGAAGAUGUCACCUGAGGAACAGCUGAAAUGUGAACUGCUUCUUUUGACUAUCUAUUGCUAUCCAAAAAGUGGCUUUUUUAUCCCCAAACCAAAGCAAAGGAAAGAGAAGUUUCCAGACCUCCGGGAGCACAUGUGGUUAAACAAAAUCAAGAAUAGGCUGAAUAAGAAGGCAUACCAUUCGGUACGACGCUUUGUGGAGGACAUGCGCCUCAUCUUUCACAACCACAGCAUAUUUUAUAAAAAAAGGUUCAAAAAUCUUGGAAUCAUAGUAGGAAAGAAAUUUGAGAAGAAUUUCAAAAGGAUUUUUUCAAUCGAGGAUACAAGCGAGCAACAUGAACCGUGCAACCACACCGUUUUGUUAACCUAGUCCUUUCUGGUCCCUCCAGUAAUCGUCCCUCAAGCAGCCAACAGCAUGAUGCUCAGAGAGCCCACCUUUAUAUGUAGACAGCCUGCCACACUCCCGUCUCUAACCUUCUAUAUCGUCCUUCCUGUUUGAUCAUCUUUCUAAAGAAAACUUAGGGCAUACCAUGUCUGUCACCCUGGGGAACAGUCAGGUCUGAGCCUACUGAGAAGACCACUCUGGAAGCAGGAUUGCCCCCUCCCCCCAUUUCAAACCCACCCUCCGAAGUGUCUUGUCUAGGGGUGGCCUUGCCCCUCUAACUCUGUGACAGGGAGGAGGAACCAACAAAGCCAGUCCAAGAGUGAAAAUACCUUGAGAGCAGCUAGAAGGAGACCAUCUCUAACAGAGGUUACAACUGAUUAUCCUGGAAUGUAAAGUGGGAAAGAGAAGCCGGACAUUCAGCCACAGAAGCCCAGUCAUGGAGAGAAAGCUCAACUGGAAACUGGCUGACUGUUGUUUCCACAAACAGUUCCUGCUGCCUGUUGUGAGCGUCCAGUUUGAUGGCAGUCUCUCUCUCUCUCUCUCUCUCUCUCUCUCUCUCUCUCUCUCUCUCUCUCUCUCUCUCUCUCUUUCUCUCUCUCUCUCCUCUCUCCCUAUAUAUUCUUUUAUCUGGAAGCCCCACUAGAGGUUAACUCUUCUCUGUCCUGAACUCUAUUGGAAACUCCAGCUGAUUGCCUCUGCAGGAUUUCCCCUGGAUUCCCCCCUCCCUGUCCACUCCCCCUGGAUAUUUGAAGUACAUUUUGAAGUACAUGAUUAACGUGAUGUUUUGUCGUGUUGGAUUUUUUUUCUAUUUACUCUUUUACUUAGCUUGUUAUAUGCUUAAUAAAUUCAUCAUUUGAAACUGAAA